AUGGACGGAGAGUCACGAGAGUCCCGCGAGAAGCGGAUUCAAGAGCUAUGGCAGAAACUCGACACCAGCUCUGCGGGGCAGAUUGAUUUGACCGGCCUGAAGAAGGGAUUGAAGAAACUCGACCAUCCACUCAAAAACGCCGAUGACCUGCUGCACGAUGUCCUGAAAGCAGUUGACACCUCUGGCGACGGGCGGAUACAGUUCAACGAAUUCCUGGUCUUUGUUGAACAUGCCGAGAGAGAGCUGUGGCAGUUGUUCGAGAGCAUCGAUCGAGACAACAGUGGUGCUCUGGACAAGGAAGAGCUUCGGACAGCCUUCCAGAGAGCUGGGCUUACAAUCAGUUCUUCCAAGCUCGACCAAUUCUUCGACGAAGUCGACACGAAUCAUGAUGGCGAAAUCAGCUUCGAGGAGUGGAGAAACUUCCUGCUAUUCAUCCCAGCAGGCGUGCCAAAUCUGCGAGCUGUGUUAUCGUAUUAUUCGGCUACCGCAAGCGUGAAUCAAGAGGGCGACGUAAACAUCAACGACACACUUCAAGGAUUCGGUAAGCUUUGUUCACCAUGCCCACCUUCACAAUCAAGAUCGAGCCCAGAGCUCUCCUUUCCUUUCUCGCAGGGGUCAGCUUCGCCAACGUCACCAACAACAUUCACGUCAACUACAAAUCAACCAUGGUCGUCCACGGUCCACUUACGUCGCCUCCAGUCCCGCCUCGCUCUCCUCCCAGAGACUUCUGAUCUGUCAUCUUUCCCGGCGACCCAAAGCUACUUCAUUGCUGGCGGCCUUGCUGGUAUGAUUUCUCGAACAGCUACAGCUCCUCUCGACCGUUUGAAGGUCUACCUGAUCGCACAAACUUCGACAAAAGAAGCUGCUGUCGAGGCCGCAGCCAAGGGCGCGCCUAUCAGCGCGAUUCGACACUUUGGUCGCCCGCUCAUAGACGCAUGCAAAGACUUAUGGGCCGCGGGGGGCAUCAGAAGCUUGUUUGCUGGUAAUGGACUGAAUGUCAUCAAGGUCAUGCCUGAGUCAGCCAUCAAGUUUGGCGCCUACGAGGCUGCAAAGCGAGCAUUUGCUCGGUUGGAUGGCUCAGAUCCAAAGCAUCUGCACCCAACAGCACAAUUCAUGGCGGGUGGUAUAGGUGGGGUUGUAUCCCAGUGCAUUGUUUACCCGCUCGACACACUCAAAUUUCGAAUGCAAUGCGAAACAGUCCAAGGAGGCAUGCGAGGCAAUACUUUGAUAAAACACACGGCGGUGAAGAUGUGGAAACAGGGCAAAAUCAUGCCAUUUUACCGCGGCCUCGGCAUGGGACUCGCCGGCAUGUUUCCCUACAGCGCCAUCGACCUCUUCAUCUUCGAAACCUCCAAGAACCUCUACCUCGCCUCACUGGCCCGCCGAUAUCGCUGCCACGAAGAGGACGUACACAUGUCGAAUCUCGUGACGGCUUCCAUCGGCGCCGCUUCCGGGGCCGUCUCCGCCACCGUUGUCUACCCCGUCAACCUAUUACGCACGCGCCUCCAAGCCCAAGGAACCGUCUUACAUCGGGCGACGUACACGGGCAUCGCGGACGUGACGCGCAAGACAAUCCGCAACGAGGGCUGGAGGGGCCUGUUCAAAGGCGUCACGCCCAACCUGCUCAAGGUCGCACCGGCCGUGAGCAUCAGUUAUGUCGUUUAUGAGAAUUGUAAGGCGUUGAUGGAUUUGCACUAG
Cyphellophora europaea CBS 101466 is the source of this 1698-nucleotide messenger RNA. RefSeq lists its product as uncharacterized. Gene Ontology annotation, biological process: transmembrane transport. NCBI's taxonomy places the organism in Eukaryota, Fungi, Ascomycota, Eurotiomycetes, Chaetothyriales, Cyphellophoraceae. Gene Ontology annotation, molecular function: calcium ion binding; ATP transmembrane transporter activity. The transcript has 6 exons. The record is from RefSeq and is a predicted model, not a curated record. The coding region runs from base 1 to 1698 and encodes 565 amino acids.